Messenger RNA from Carlito syrichta (Philippine tarsier), 5864 nucleotides. RefSeq names its product glutamine and serine rich 1 (gene QSER1). The transcript is spliced from 12 exons. The coding region runs from base 175 to 5382 and encodes 1735 amino acids. Lineage: Eukaryota; Metazoa; Chordata; Mammalia; Primates; Tarsiidae. The record is from RefSeq and is a predicted model, not a curated record.
AGCUAUGAAGAAGGACAGCCCUCACCCUCUGAAACAGAGCUCCUUCAGAGACAGACUUUUGUGGCCUCUCAUCAGCUCCCUGGAUAUGCCCCUACGCCUCAACCUGCCGGUGUUUCUGGAGUGUUUGAGAACAGUGUGAACAGCGCCAGCAGCAACACGAAAGCGUCUCCCGUGAUGAGCUUCCUCUCUGCUGUGGAGUCCCGGGCUGCGCAGGCUCCGGCCCCAGCAUCUGCUGUCUUACCACAGUUUAGGACUCCUUCCUGGCAGACAGGCCUGCCCUCCUCGCCAGCCGCUGAGCUGUUUGCUGCCGGACCUUUGCCGAGCACCGGGACGCUUCCGCCAUCCGCCCUUUCCACUUACCCACAUUCUACCACCUUCAGCAAUAGAAACUUCGCCACCACCUCACCUUUGGUGCUUCAGGAUUCAACUUUUAACACUACGGCAAAUGGGAUUUUAAACUCUCAUGACCCUUUGCUGCAAGCCAAGACUUCCCAGGGAACUGUCCCCGCUGCUUUGGCGUUUGAGCGCCUGGGCAGUUCUGUGUUGAGCAACAGCAUACCACCUCAGUCUUCAACGUACCGCUCGGCUCAAGAGUCUGCACCCCACCUUUUACAACCUCAGUUUGGUUUGUUGCCUUCAGCACUUGGGGGAGCCCAGCAAACUCCUCAGGCCUACAGUUCAACUCUCUUUGCGAGUUCUCCUGCUUCCAUCGAAAGAGCUCUUCUUCGAGAAUGUAGUGUCAUUAAACACCAUCAGCGGCCUUCAGGUACCCAGUCCGUUCAGGCACAGCUGCCUGGCUCCCAGCACUCCUUACACGGUUACCUGCCAAAUGCAAGUGUGGGUGAUUUCCAGGAGGCAGCCCGGCAAUCACCCUUGUCCUGCAGCCCAGCUGGAGAGUCCACUCAGGUGAGCGGCGGAGGGCUGCCACCAAAGGCCGCCCAGAGCGCGGUGGGGCUUGCUCAGUCUUACUCGUCUGCAGUCCCGUCAUCAGGGUACCCUUCUACUGCAAAAGGAAAAGGCUGUUCUGCAGAACAACUACUCACAUCAGCCAAGACCCCCAAACCUCAGAGUAUAAUCCCUCCCGUGCAGACACCAAGCUACUCCAAACCUUUACAUCACCAGAGUUCUGUCAUCUCGGGCCAAGCACAAAUUUAUUCUACAGCGCAGCUACCAAGCCUUUUAUCAGUUAGUCAGUCACAAAACUAUGGCUUAGUACAGCCACAUAAUGUGCCAUCCAUUGUUCAUUCACAGGUUUAUAGGUCCACCAAGGCUGAGAAAUUGCCAUCCUUAUAUAAAACAUUGACUUUUUCUGGGUCAUCUCAGACUAUAGCUUCUGAAAAUCAGACACUGAGUUUUUCAUCGAAUCAGCAAGAGGUAUUAUCUUCAGUUGCAAAUGAGAAUUACCCUGCUCAGACAAGAGAUCUGUCUUCAGUCAGUCAGUCUCAGAGUCACUCAUCUGGCCCCCCUCAGGGUCUGUCCCCAGCUAGCCAGACUCAGGCUAGUUACUCAUCUCCAUCCCAGGGUCUGUCGGUUGUUAGUCCUUCGGAAAGCUAUGCUUCAGGGCAGUCCCUGACAUUAACGGCCCCUUCUCUUUCUUACUCUUCUGCCUCUCGGGCUCAGAAUUUGCCAGAUGCUAGCCCAACUCAGAAUUAUAUUUCUAUGCAUUCUUCCCAAAACGUUCAGACUCAAGCGCCAUCAUCUCCCCAGUCCCAGAAAUUUUUGCCUACUGUCCAGCCAUCGUCUUUUACAUCCUCUGCUCAUUGUCAGACGUUACACAAUAACAUACCUUCCCCUGACCCAAAGGCCUAUGCCGAAAGCAAGCUUGAUGCAGAUGUGUACACGUCUACAAAGCAAGAAGAUAAUUUUCCAAUGCAAGAGUUACAGGUAUUGCAGCCACAAGCAUCUCUUGAACCUUCAGCCCAGAGGCUCUCAGACGGGGAAAUUAAUGCCCAAGACUCAACUUAUAAGGUGUCAAAGGCAGAUGACAGAUAUUCUCAGAGUGUAAUCCGAAGUAAUUCCCGUCUUGAGGAUCAAGUUGUUGGGAUUGCUCUACAAGGGUCAAAAAAAGAAGAAAGCCUGUCUGGUUCAGUGGCACAGCUCAACCAGCAAAUUGGCCAAGUGAAUGCUACAGCUACCCUUGAUCUUAAGAAGGCAGCUGACUUAAUACAAGCUCCCCCAAUGAGGUUGAACACUAAAGACCUAAGCCAGCAGCAUUCUCUUAUACAUAAGAUGCACGAAGCCAAGGUCCAGGAACAACACGAGCACAUCAUUAACGUCUCGCCCCAGAUUCAGGUUCCAAAUCACGCCUUGGGGCAUGGCCAUCAGGCAUCUCUUCCUAAUACGCAGGUCCUUCUAGAUUCUGCCUGUGAUUUACAUAUUCUUCAGCAGUCAAUACUGCAGGCAGGUUUAGGACAAGUAAAGGCGUCUUUACAAGCACAGCGUGUUCAAAGUCCUCAACAGAUAGUUCAUCCUUUCCUUCAGAUGGACGGUCAUGUCAUUCAGAGCAAUGGCGACCAUCCUCAGCAGCAACUCCAUCCCCAAAGUUCUGAAAGUAUGAAAAUGGACCUCUCUGCGUCUUCGAAAUCUUUACAACAUCUUACAACAAAAGGCCAUUUUAGUGAAACCAAUCAACAUGACUCAAAGAAUCAGUUUGUUUCUCUUGGAUCAAUAUGUUUCCCAGAGGCCAUGCUUCUCAGCGAUGAACGAAAUAUUUUAUCAAAUGUAGACGAUAUCUUAGCAGCCACGGCAGCAGCUUGUGGGGUUACACCUGCUGAUUUCUCCAAGUCAGCUUCAGAUGAAGCCAUGCAGGCCGUUGAAGAUGCUGACCCGAAAUCUCAUUUUCCGCAGUCAGUAGGUGUCAGGCACAUGACUUCUGAUUUUAACGCUGUGACUGCUACAGUGGGAAAACCACAGAACAUAAAUGGCGUUUCCUUAAAUGGAAAUCACGUCACCAUCAGCCUUUCACCAGUACCUGCCCUUCAGUCGAAAAUGGCUCUUGAUCAGCAGCACCUCGAGACACCUGGUUCCGGUAUGCCAACGAAGGUCACCUCAGCAGCAGGUGGACCAAACCCCGAAGCCCGGGAGCCGAGUUCUGGCCCACUCAAGAAGCAGCCUGCCACCAGUCCUGAAUCUGAGGAAGACAGCCAGCUGCCUGUUGAUAGUGCGUUAGGUGGUGACAGGAGCCGAGAGCUUGUUUCGAGUAGCAGAAGCCUCAGUGGAGAGAGCGCCGCAGUGGAGAGUGACUUCAUCAUGGGGAGUGAUGAUGAUGCCGUGUCCGUGAACCCCGCGAGGAGUUCCCUUGCGCUGUUGGCGGUGGCCCAGUCUGGGGAUGCUGUCAGCAUCAAGACUGAAGAGGAAAACCAAGAGUUAGUGCAGUUUAACCUUCAGAAGAAGAGAGCGAAAGGAAAAGGGCAAGUCAAAGAGGAAGACAGUAGUAACCAGAAGCAGCUGAAGAGACCUGCACAAGGCAAACGCCAGAAUCUGAGGGGAGCAGACAUCUACUUGCCAUAUGCUCCUCCUUCCUCAGAGAGCUGCCAUGAUGGUUAUCAGCAUCAGGAGAAAAUGAGACAGAAGAUCAAGGAAGUGGAGGAAAAGCAGCCAGAAGUCAAAACAGGGUUUAUUGCUUCUUUCUUAGAUUUUCUGAAAUCUGGGCCCAAGCAGCAGUUUUCCACUCUUGCUGUGCGAAUGCCAAACAGGACUAGACGGCCAGGGACCCAGAUGGUCCGUGCAUUUUGUCCUCCAGCGCCACCAAAGACCUCAUCUGCAACACCCACGCCUUCGGUGUCAGAACCUGGGGGGAACAGUUCGCCAGAAAAAGUGGACAACGAGCCUAAAAGCCUGGACCAUAUGUCUUCAUUUUCUUCUGACGAGGAAGACCCUGGAGCUUGUGGCCGUGACCUUUACAAAAGCAUUGCUAUGCCUUCAGCCGCUUUGGAUGCUACUUCGGAUCAGAGGAAGAAGACAGAAACCCUCCAGGUGGCAACUUCUAGUCCAGCUGCCAGUGGCGCUGGUCCUGUUGCUACUUCCUCCGCCACUGUGGGUGCAGCUAAGCAUGAGCCCGUUCACCCCGCUUCAUCGGCAGCUGGUGUCCUGGAACACGCACACUCUACAGAACCCCCACGGCCCGUCGAACUUGAUGGUCUUUCUUCAGACCAGUUUGCAAAAGGACAGGACACUGUUGCCAUAGAAGGUUUUACAGAUGAGGAGAACACAGAAAGCGGAGGAGAAGGCCAAUACCGAGAACGUGAUGAAUUUGUGGUAAAGAUAGAAGACAUAGAGACAUUUAAGGAGGCUUUAAAAACAGGAAAAGAACCCCCAGCUAUUUGGAAAGUACAAAAAGCUUUAUUACAGAAAUUUGUUCCUGAGAUUCGCGAUGGACAAAGAGAAUUUGCUGCUACAAAUAGUUACCUUGGAUAUUUUGGAGAUGCAAAGAGUAAAUACAAAAGGAUAUAUGUGAAGUUUAUUGAAAAUGCAAACAAAAAGGAAUAUGUCAGAGCAUGUUCCAGAAAGCCAAGAAAUAGGCCUUCACAAACUAUCAGAACUGUUCAAGCCAAGCCGAGUAGUCACAGUAAAACUUCUGAUCCUCCAACAUCAAAAACUACAGCUACAAAAGCCCCUUCCAUGAAACCCAAAGUUAAACAGUUGAAGGUCAAGGCUGAGCCCCCACCAAAGAAACGGAAGAAGUGGAAAGAAGAGUUUUCCUCAUCCCAGUCGGACUCGUCUCCUGAGAUCCAUUCUAGCAGCAGUGAUGGCGAGGAAUUCGAUCCUCCUGCACCCUUUGUCACUCGCUUUUUGAACACGAGAGCAAUGAAGGAGACCUUUAAGAGCUACAUGGAAUUACUUGUCAGCAUAGCUUUGGACCCUGACACAAUGCAGGCCUUGGAGAAGAGCAAUGAUGAGCUACUUUUGCCUCACAUGAAGAAAAUAGAUGGCAUGCUGAGUGACAACCGCAGGAGGCUUCUGUUGAAUCUACACUUGGAUCCGUCCUUCAAGAAUGCUUUGGAAAGUUUUCCUGAGCUAACGAUAAUUCCCCGAGACUCGAAAGCAAAAAGUGGAGGAUCUGCUGUUUCUAAAAUCAAAAUGAAUGGCCGAGCUUACAACAAGAAGACGCUAAGGACUUCUAAAACAGCCACCAAAUCUGCACAAGAGUUUGCUGUCGAUCCAGAGAAAAUACAGUUGUAUUCUUUGUAUCAUUCACUCCAUCAUUAUAAAUAUCAUGUUUAUCUGAUAUGUAAGGAUGAGAUUUCUUCGGUGCAGAAAAACAAUGGAGAUUUAGGGCAGGAGGAAAUUGUCCAACUCUGUAUGAAAAACGUAAAAUGGGUGGAGGACCUGUUUGAAAAAUUUGGAGAACUUCUAAAUCAUGUGCAGCAGAAGUGCUCCUAACGGCUCCCAAAGUCUGCCUUCUUCAUAGCACUGGUGGAAGAGCCUGUGGAGUGGCCCGAGAGAGUCGCAGGCUGGGUCGUGUCCUCCUUCAGGCCUGCCACUCAUCAUGGAACUGCCCCGCCUGAGCUGGGGACAGUGGUGCUGCCACAGAAGUCAGUCCUCUGGAAAUGGACCUGAAGCCCACGUGUUUUUUCCUGAUGAAACAUUUUUCUCUUUUGUAAAUCAUCGGGUAAUGAGUUUUAUUUUCAGAAAUGUUUUUGACAAAUGAGGAAGCAUGCACUAAAUAAAAUUUUUCUUUAUUGCUAGAAAAAUAACACUUAAGUAAUUGAUUUUUUUGUUUUCCGAAUCUCGCUAAACACCAGAUGAAGCUUGUUUUCAUGCCUGGCCACAAAACCGAAAGUAUUGUACAUGGCGUGAACAGAUCAGGCAUGAUGUGACAUCCUGUGAGAAUAUCACCCACUUGAAAUGUAAAUUCAGACACU